AUGGAUUCACAAACUUUUGGAUUCGAUUUAAUAUCACAACCACAAUUAACUCAGGUUUCUUUAUCACAGCAGCAGCAACAAGAGGAACAACAGAAACAGCAAGAAGCAAUUGCUACAACUUUAAUACAACAUUCACAAUCAAAUAUUUCAUUAGAUAGUUUAUCAGCUACUAAUAAUACUCCACCUGCUCAAGCAAUACUAUUAGAUAAUAAUAACUCAAAUCAACAACAAUCUACAAUUGACAAUACUUCUACAACUCAUUUAUCUAAUCCAAUUUUGGUAAAUCAUCAAGAUCAACUCCAUGCUGCAAUCGUUGUAAAUAAUUCUAAUCAAAACACUUUAGAUUCCUCAAAUCAAAAUCAAGUUCCAAUCGGAAACAUCCCUCAAAACGUUACAAUACCAGCCUCCUUAAUACAUCACCAUGAUAAUCCUAACAUAAUAGAACAACAUCAAGCUCUAGUCUCUCAAACUGAUCAACAGAAUCAAUUGACGCUUUCAUCUGUUCCUGCUUCAAAUCAAAAUCAGGUUAUAUUGUCAAAUAAUGAAGAAUCUUCUGUACAAGCUAUAAUAAUCGCGGUUCAGGCUCAAGUUCAUUCUGAUCCUCAAAAUGCUGUUGCUAAAGUACAAGCCCAAGCUGCAGCCGCUGCUACUAGAUACGCGGCAGCAGCAGCAUUUGCUCAAGUACAAGCACAAGCCGCCCAUGUUGAAUUAAGAAUACAAGAACAAGUGGACGUUGCUACUCAAAUAGCUGUUGCCCAAGUUCAAACCGAGGUUCAAGCUGCUCAAAUGGCCGUUGCUCAAGUAACAGCAGAAAAACUUUCUAACGAUAUACAAGAUAAUACAGUUAACAUCGCAGCGAGUAUGAUGAAUCGAUCGGUAAACACUCAAAUGACUAUUAACAAUACUCCAGGGUUGGAUACAAUAUUGUCUUCCACUACUACUGCUACCACCACUACCGCACAACAAACAUCACUUCAAUCACAUCAUUCGCCUCAAGAAUCCUCAUCUUCAACAUCACCAUCGCUGCCGCCUCCUCCUCCUCCUGUUUCAUUACCACCUUCAUUACCACUGACGUUACCAUUAUCAUCAUCCAUCACUACAUUAGAAGCAACAACAACAAUUAAUGCUAAUACUGUUGAUGCAGAAUUAAUUAACAAUACUCCAGUUGUUUCUAACUCAUGGAAUUUGGCCCCAGAUGGCACGGAAAAUAUUCCAGUAACUAAUCCUCAAAUGAAUUUGAUUGAUAUAGGCGAUCAUCCUGUUCACGAGACAAAUAUUAAGAAAACACCGAAAUCAUUAACCAAUGAUGUUAUAGAACAAUCAUCUUCACAAAUACAAACACAACAAGUGCAGAACCAGCAACAACAUCAUUAUUCACAACCUAUAACAACUUCUACAGAUAUUUAUAAUAUUAGAAAUCAAAUACCUGAAAAUAUAUCGCCCAGAAAAAAUUCUUUAAACAUUGGCACAAAUCUACAACAAUCUUCACAAAUUCAAAAUCCAACAACGAUUAGCUUACCAACAAGAAUGAAACAAACUGAUUUACAUUUUAUUGUUGAUUCAUCAGAUUCUACCGGCUCGCCUUUUUAUAAUCAUGUCGAGUCUUCUCCGACAGCAACUUACAACAAUAUGCCGAUAGAUCAAUUAUACAUAGUAUUGGGGAGACUUCAAUUUCCAAAUUUAAGUAAAGAACAACUUAUUGCAAAAAUUGAAUCUUUCGAAAGUCAAGAUAGUGAUAAAAGAACUUCAAGAUCACGGUCAACUUCUUCUACAUCUUCCUCCUCCACUGUCAAAUCAAAAAUUUCACAAUUUUCAUCCUCUGAUAUAAAAAAAACCAAAAAUAAACGUUUAAGGAAAUCGGAUGAUAUCAAAGAUGGAAUCAAUUCAAAUUUAAUCGCCACAGGCACUUCUUUUGAUCAAAUGGAAGCAAUAGACUCUAGAAUGGGAAACACUCAGGAUAAUCAAGAUUCCGAGAAAAAUGAAGUUCAUCGAUGUAUGUGGAGAGAUUGUUCAAAAGUAUAUACUACUUUGGAAUUAUUAAUUGCUCACGUUGGUGACACGCAUAUUGGUAGUGGUAAGUCAACGUAUUUGUGUGACUGGGAAGGAUGUACAAGAAACUUAAGACCGUUUACAAAAAGGCACAAGAUGUGUAAUCAUUUAAGAACACAUACAGGGGAAAGACCAUACGCUUGCAAUGUUAAUGGUUGUGGCAAAAAAUUCUCAAGGCCUGAUUCUUUAACAACCCACAAAAAAACCCAUUCAAACCAUCGGCCAUAUGUUUGUCAACAUAAAGGUUGUAGUAAAGCAUAUUAUCACUCGAGAUCUCUUCGUAAACAUGAAAAAUCUCAUGAAACGCCACGCACAUUACAUCCUUUACCAACUCCUGUUCAUCCUCGUACUGCCACUCCUCCAACUCAAAAUAAUGGUGGUCCUGUACAUCUAAAUUUUUCUUCACCAAAUCAAAUUGCGAUUAAGAUUGGUAAAAGUGAUAUGACGUCUAGACAAAUUGUUGAAAAUAUUGAAAUUUCAGUGCCAAAAAUUAUUGAAAAAAUACCUAGAAAAUGGAGAAAUAUACAAUCUCUAAGUAUUAAAACAAAUUCAUCCACAAGUUUACCAAUUUUCAAUUCUUUGCCGGAAAUCAGCAAAUUAGUUAUCAACAAACCUAUUGAUGAUGAUGAAAAAGAAAAG
This is a messenger RNA of Entrophospora sp. SA101, 2688 nucleotides long. NCBI's taxonomy places the organism in Eukaryota, Fungi, Glomeromycota, Glomeromycetes, Entrophosporales, Entrophosporaceae. The record is from the annotation of a GenBank genome assembly.